AGACGAGAAUAGGGAUCUGAGUGAGUGAGAUAUAGUGUGUGUUUUGUAGCCACGAAUUCCCAACAAUUCGAAAAGGAAAAGAGUGACUGCGAGAGAAUGGAUCCGAAGUUACAGGGACGCUGCCAUGCAAACUACUACGGAGAGAGAGAAAAACCCAAAAAUGGAACUUUCACAAACAAAAGGACAAAUCAUUGCUCACUGCUUCUUGCACUUGCAUGCACACUUUUCAUUUUCUUCCCCAUUUUCCCGAACAAAUUCCACCAAAACUUUCUGGUCGGUUCUUCACUCGUAUGCAUGCUAGCAUUACAUGCAUCUCUGGUUUGUGAUAUCAGAUGAGAAGGGUACUGAUCCUAACGUGGAAUUGAAGAAUUAAGAUAAAGAAAUGGGCACUCCAGUAAACAUAAUCGUCGAAUCUCAUGUCUGGGUUGAGGACCCUGAAGUUGCUUGGAUUGAUGGGCAGGUUGCCAAAAUUAGUGGCCAAGAAGCUGAGAUCGAGAGGAGUGAUGGGAAGAAGGUUGUUACCAAGUUAUCAAAACUUUAUCCGAAAGACACUGAAGCUCCUGCUGGAGGUGUUGAUGACAUGACAAAGCUGAGUUAUUUGCAUGAGCCCGGGGUGCUUGAGAAUCUGAGGAUUAGAUAUGAACUUAAUGAAAUUUAUACUUACACUGGAAAUAUUUUAAUAGCUAUAAAUCCUUUCCAAAGACUGCCUCAUCUAUACAAUCAGCAUAUGAUGCAACAAUAUAAGGGAGCUCCUUUUGGAGAGCUAAGCCCACACGUCUUUGCAGUUGCUGAUGUUGCUUACAGGGCAAUGAUACAUGAAGGAAAGAGCAACUCCAUUCUGGUUAGUGGCGAAAGUGGAGCAGGUAAAACUGAGACCACUAAAAUGCUUAUGCAGUACCUAGCCUUUUUGGGUGGCCGAGCAGCUACAGAAGGACGCACUGUUGAACAACAAGUUCUUGAGUCCAACCCGGUUCUUGAAGCAUUUGGCAACGCUAAAACUGUUAGAAAUAACAAUUCCAGCCGUUUUGGUAAAUUUGUUGAGAUUCAAUUUGAUAAACAAGGGAGAAUAUCAGGAGCUGCCAUCAGAACUUACCUUCUUGAAAGAUCUCGUGUUUGCCAAGUUUCUGAUCCUGAGCGCAAUUAUCACUGCUUUUACCUCUUAUGUGCAGCACCAAAAGAGGAAAUUGAUAAGUACAAAUUAGAUCAUCCCAAGUCAUUUCACUAUCUUAACCAAUCAAAAUGUUAUGAGCUGGUUGGAGUGAGUGAUGCCCAUGAUUACCUUGCCACCAGACGAGCAAUGGAUAUUGUUGGAAUAAGUAAAGCAGAGCAGGAAGCAAUUUUCAGGGUUGUUGCUGCUAUUCUUCAUCUUGGUAAUAUUGAUUUUGGAAAGGGGAAGGAAAUUGAUUCCUCAAUUCCAAAAGACAACAAAGCCAAGUUCCAUCUUAAAACAACUGCAGAACUUCUCAUGUGUGAUCCUGUGGCAUUGGAAGAUGCAUUAUGUAAACGUGUGAUGAUCACGCCAGAGGAAGUUAUUAAGAGAAGUCUUGAUCCUCUCAGCGCAGCUGUUAGCAGGGAUGGAUUAGCUAAGACAAUAUAUUCUAGACUAUUUGAUUGGUUGGUAGAUAAGAUCAAUAAGUCAAUUGGGCAAGAUCCAAAAUCAAAAUGCCUGAUUGGGGUCCUUGACAUUUAUGGUUUUGAGAGCUUUAAACAUAAUAGUUUUGAGCAGUUCUGCAUUAACUUUACUAAUGAGAAGCUACAACAACAUUUUAAUCAGCAUGUUUUCAAAAUGGAACAAGAAGAAUACACAAAGGAGGAAAUUAAUUGGAGCUACAUUGAGUUUGUUGAUAACCAAGAUGUUCUAGAUCUUAUUGAGAAGAAACCAGGUGGAAUUAUUGCACUUCUUGAUGAAGCUUGUAUGUUUCCAAAAUCAACACAUGAGACAUUCUCUAAUAAGCUCUACCAGACGUUCAAGAAUAAUAAGCGCUUCAUCAAGCCAAAAUUAUCCCGUACAAAUUUUACAAUUGCUCAUUAUGCUGGAGAGGUUCAAUACCAAUCUGAUCAGUUCUUGGACAAAAAUAAAGACUAUAUGGUUCCUGAACAUCAAGAUCUGUUAAGUGCUUCCAAGUGUUCUUUUGUAGCAGGCCUUUUUCCUCCAAUACCUGAAGAGACCACGAAAUCAUCUAAGUUUUCCUCUAUUGGUUCACGUUUUAAGUUACAACUACAACAAUUGAUGGAAACUCUAAAUGCUACAGAACCUCACUAUGUUAGAUGUGUAAAGCCAAACAAUCUUCUUAAACCUGCCAUAUUUGAAAAUCAGAACAUUAUGCAACAGCUACGCUGUGGUGGUGUUUUGGAGGCAAUCAGGAUUAGCUGUGCAGGAUAUCCUACUCGCCGUGCUUUCUUUGAAUUCAUAAACAGAUUCGGGCUUCUUGCGCCUGAGUUUUUGGAAGGAAGCUAUGAUGAAAAGUUGGUGUGUCAGAAGAUUUUGGAAAAGAAGGGGAUAAGAGGUUUCCAGUUAGGCAAAACAAAGGUCUUCCUAAGAGCUGGUCAGAUGGCUGAACUGGAUGCACAUAGAGCAGAAGUUCUUAGUACUGCAGCGAAAACAAUACAACGGCGUACACGAACUCAUAUUGCUCGUAAACAUCUUAUAGCUCUGAGAGAGGCUACUAUUUAUAUGCAAUCCUUCUGCAGAGGUAGACUCGCAUGCAAACUUUAUGUGCAUAUGAAGAGGGAAGCUGCUGCAAUAAAAAUUCAGCGGAACGCACGCAGAUACCAAGCAAGCAAAACAUACAACACACUCCAUAGAUCUGUUCUUGUGAUACAAACAGGUUUACGUGCCAUGGACGCUCGUAACAAGUUUAGGUUUAGGAGGCAAACCAAAGCUGCAACUACGAUUCAGGCACGGUGGCGCUGUCAUAGAGCCUCAUCUUUCUAUAGGAAGCUAAAGAGGGGAACAAUACUUGCACAAUGCAGAUUGAGAGGAAGAAUUGCAAAAAGAGAAUUACGGAAACUUAAGAUGGCUGCAAGGGAAACUGGUGCACUCAAAGAGGCAAAAGAUAAGCUUGAGAAACAGCUUGAGGAACUCACAUGGCGCUUGCAACUUGAAAAGCGUUUAAGGACUGACUUGGAAGAAGCAAAAGCGCAAGAGAUAGCAAAGAUGCAGAAUUUGAUGGAAGAAAUGCAGAAGAAAGUUGAUGAAACUAAUGCUCUCCUUGUUAAGGAACGUGAAGCUGCAAAAAAGGCAAUUGAAGAAGCACCCCCUGUUAUCAAGGAAACUCCUAUUUAUGUUGAAGAUACCAAGAAAAUUGAGUCACUAAAGGAAGAAGUUGACAGUUUAAAGGCUACUUUACAAAAUGAACAGGAAACUUCGGAGGACUUGAGGAAGAAAUAUGCUGAGGCACAAGAAUGCAGUGAAGAGAGACGUGUAAAAUUAGAAGAGACCGAAAAAAGAGUUCAUCAAUUGCAGGAAUCUUUGCACAGGCUAGAAGAGAAGAUGAAUAAUGUAGAGUCAGAGAAUAAAGUUCUUCGUCAACAGGCUGUGUCAAUUGCACCAAAUAAGUUCCUUUCUGGACGAUCUAGAUCAAUCAUCCAGAGGAGUGAUAGUGGCCACCACGUAUUAUCAGAUCCUAAGAUGCAUGUGGAUCUGCAUAGCCCAUCAUUUUCUGAAGCUGAUGACAAACCUCAGAAGUCACUUAACGAGAAACAGCAGGAAAAUCAGGAGUUGCUCAUUCUUUGUGUUUCACAGCACUUGGGCUUUACUGGAAACAAGCCGAUAGCAGCCUGUAUCAUUUAUAAAUGUCUUUUGCAAUGGAGAUCAUUUGAAGUUGAGAGAACCAGUGUCUUUGACCGGAUCAUCCAGACUAUUGGGCAUGCUAUUGAGAAAAUCCAAGAUAACAAUGAUAUGCUGGCUUAUUGGUUGUCAAAUUCUUCUACACUACUAUUGCUCCUCCAACGUACACUGAAAGCAACUGGUGCAGCUGGAAUGACUCCUUUACGUCGCCGCUCGUCCUCUGCUUCUUUAUUUGGAAGGAUGUCACAGAGCUUCCGUGGGACUCCACAAGGAGUAAAUCUUUCCUUUGUGAAUUCCGUGCCUGGUGGAGUAGAGACCUUACGCCAAGUAGAAGCCAAAUACCCUGCUUUGCUGUUCAAACAGCAACUUACGGCAUAUGUUGAAAAAAUAUAUGGAAUGAUACGAGAUAAUCUGAAGAAGGAGAUAUCUCCAUUGCUUGGUUUGUGCAUUCAGGCACCAAGAACUUCCAGAGCAAGCUUAGUUAAGGGAUCAUCACGUUCAGUUGCAAAUACGCCCGCUCAGCAGGCUUUGAUUGCUCACUGGCAGGGAAUUGUUAAGAGCCUUGGAACUUUCUUGGCCACUUUGAAAGAUAAUCAUGUACCUCCUUUCUUAGUCCGAAAGGUGUUUACACAGAUAUUCUCUUUCAUCAAUGUUCAAUUAUUUAACAGCCUUCUAUUAAGACGAGAAUGUUGCUCAUUUAGUAAUGGGGAAUAUGUUAAAGCUGGACUGGCUGAAUUAGAAACUUGGUGUAGGAAUGCAACUGAUGAGUAUGCAGGUUCAGCUUGGGAUGAGCUCAAGCAUAUUAGACAAGCCAUUGGAUUUCUGGUUAUCCACCAAAAGCCAAAGAAAACAUUGGAUGAAAUAAGUCACAAUCUUUGCCCAGUGCUAAGCAUACAGCAGUUGUACCGGAUCAGUACGAUGUACUGGGAUGACAAGUAUGGUACACAUAGUGUGUCUUCGGAUGUUAUAUCCAACAUGAGGGUGUUGAUGACAGAAGAUUCAAAUAACGCAGUUAGCAAUUCCUUUCUGUUGGAUGAUGAUUCCAGCAUACCCUUUUCAGUCGAUGAAAUAUCAAAGUCAAUGGAGCAAAUAGACAUCUCUGAUGUUGAACCUCCAGCUCAAAUCCGUGAGAACUCAGGCUUCAGCUUUUUGCUUCCGCGCAUUGAGUAAACCUAUUGUCAUCGACCUUGAACAACUUAUGUCUCACCUCUAAAGCAAGGAGGUUUGCUUUCGCACGUACUUCUAGUUGUAAAUGUAGUUCUUGUAGCAGAGUUAUUUUAGAAUUCCAUUUGUAGGGUGCUGAUAUUCUAAACUCGUACUGUCGAUAAUACGUUGGUGUGUGGCAUCUCAACCUGGCUGAAAAAUGUAUACGUAGAUGAUUUAGGUUAUUAUAAGUGAGGUAUUUCUCCUCCUGUUAUAACAGCAAGGGGUGGUAAGCUGUAGUUGUUAAUAUUGUUGGUCAUUCUGAUAUUGGUUAUUUUCAAUCUUGAUGUAGUUUUUGCAGGUGUAUGUAAUAUGUACCACUAUUGCAUGCAGUUUGGAAAUGAAGUCAUUGCUUUGAGUGU
Sesamum indicum (sesame) is the source of this 5355-nucleotide messenger RNA. Its product is annotated as myosin-11. Gene Ontology annotation, cellular component: membrane; actin cytoskeleton; myosin complex. Gene Ontology annotation, molecular function: actin filament binding; ATP binding; microfilament motor activity. The record is from RefSeq and is a predicted model, not a curated record. NCBI's taxonomy places the organism in Eukaryota, Viridiplantae, Streptophyta, Magnoliopsida, Lamiales, Pedaliaceae. Gene Ontology annotation, biological process: actin filament organization.